ACAUGAGCUCUGGAAGGGGUGGGGGAUCCUCUACUCCCCCCCCACCAGGGGCCUGAUUGACAGAAGAACUGGCCAAUCCUGGUUCUCAGGAGGUGGGUCUGCCUACUGACCACUAGGUGGGGGAGCCCCAGGCUGCCAGCUCAAAAGAGGCCCUGGGUCAGUAAGCUGAGUGGAUCAACCAGGCAGACAACUCUGAAUACCCCACUUUUCAUCAGUCAGAUUUUUGUUUUGGGGUUUUUUUUGUUUCUAGGGUACAAGAAUAGGAGGACACCUGACUCUCCCUUCUGCAGGGGGGUAGGUGUAUCACUUGUGCCUAGUAGACUCUGUUUUCCUUAGGAUGGCCACAGGGAGAAUGGGGUACCCGGAUGCCUGGCUCCUACUGGUACUGCUAUGGGCACUAGCAGGGGCUCAGAGAUCAGGACCUCGGUGCCCAUCAUGUGGGUUACUCACACUAGGACCCCAGGAAGAGAGGGCCCUGGUACUGGAGCUGGCCAAGCAACAGAUCUUGGAGGGGCUACAACUGACCAGCCGUCCAAGUGUAUCCCAUGCUCCCCACCCUGCGGUCCUGGCCAGAGCCUUAAGAAGACUUCAGUCUAAGAAGGUGGCCCAGAUGAACCAGGUGGAGACAAUCAGCUUUGCAGCAGAAACAGGCUCUUCCUCCACUCCAGCCUGUGGAUCUAUUCUCAACUUCCAUCUCUCCACUCCCUUACACCUACCUGCAUACCACAUCCGUCUUUGGUUGCACCUGCAUCCCGCCCUAGCUGGUACUCCUUCCAUUCAAAUCUUCCAGUGGGGUUUGGAGAGAGGGGUCCAGGGAAGUCAAACCCUGCUGGCAGAGCAUCGAAUGACUACUCCAGGAUGGAAUGCUCUUACCUUGCCUGCUCAUACACUAGAAGGCACUGGCUCUGGUGUUCUGAAAUUCAAGCUGGUCUGCAGGCCUCAUGUAGGCAACACCACAGCUGCCAGACACUUACUUCUGGAUACAGCUGGACACCAUCAACCCUUCCUGGUGAUUAGGACUCAAGCCAGAACACCUGGGGGGGAUCGGGCCAAAAGGAGGACUCCUACAUGUGAGCCUGGGAGUCUUCUGUGCUGCAAGCGGAACCACUAUGUAGACUUCCAGGAAUUGGGCUGGCAAGAUUGGAUCUUGCAGCCUGAGGGGUACCAGCUAAAUUAUUGUAGUGGACAGUGCCCGCCCCACCUGGCUGGCAGCCCAGGCAUUACUGCCUCUUUCCAUUCUGCUGUCUUCAACCUUCUCAAAGCCAAUAGUCCUUGGCCAUCUGGUCCCUCUUGCUGUGUUCCCACAGCCCGUCGGCCACUCUCCAUCCUCUAUCUUGACCAAAGUGGCAAUGUAGUCAAGACUGAUGUACCUGAUAUGGUAGUGGAAGCCUGUGGUUGCAGCUAGCAAGGGGGUUCAAGGGAUUCAGAGCUAGACAGAGUGUGAAUAGUGUUGGUCCACUGAAGAAAGGGGUCAGCAGGUCAACGGCUGAGGCUAAUUCCUGACAUCCCUUCCCGGGUGACCUGGUAGUCUGGCCCCACGGGCUAACCCUGAUGAGUCCAACCUGGGACUUUCAGUGUCCAGUUUCAGGCUGGCUGGAGAAUGGGGAGAUGGGUAGGGCAUUCCUCUAAAUGGUUCUUACCAGAAAAGGAUUCCUAUCCUGAACACUCCAUAAAAGAGAUGGCUAAGGGGUGGGGAGGGAGGGGUCAGAAAAACUGCUUAGUGGCUUCUAAGAGAGUUGGAAUUUUCUGACAAAUAGAGGAGAGGGUGGGCAAUUAGGGCACGGGAGAGUGUGGUAUGGGGAGAUAUAUGCUAGGAAAAGGGGUUGGUGAGGUGCUUUUUGGGAACUGCUAAGAGGGAGAUGGACCCAGGGAAAGAGCCUGGGAUGGACUUAGAGAUAGGAGCUUGGAGAAGCUGAUGAGCCCCAUAAAGGAUCACCCUCUAGUUUUGCCAGAGGUGACGCCCUGCUGGGGAGAGAGAGAGACUUAUUUAUAUUUUCCUAAUAAAAA
Molecule: messenger RNA, 2007 nt
Organism: Phascolarctos cinereus (koala)
Lineage: Eukaryota; Metazoa; Chordata; Mammalia; Diprotodontia; Phascolarctidae
Gene: INHBE
Product: inhibin subunit beta E
Cellular component (GO): extracellular region
Molecular function (GO): growth factor activity; cytokine activity
Source: RefSeq, a predicted model, not a curated record